CAUAUAGAGACUCUUAAGACGUUUCCGUAGCUCUCAAAAGCCUCUCCUCAUUUCUUCACAUCCAAUCCAACGCUACUCUCUCUUUUUCUCUCCCUUUCUCUGGAAUCUGAGCAGCGCAAACACAAAUUUGUUCUCCUCGGUACUGGGUUCUAGCGUUAUAGUGAAGGAGAAGGACUAUUUUGUUGUGCAUCUUUUAGAAACUGGGAUGCCUUUGUGUCACGCAAUCAAAUAAGCAGACUUUGCAAAGCUACAACCUUUAAGUCACUAGGCGCUGGAUCCACUAGCGGAUAAUUAAUAAGACAAUUAAGCAACUUGAACUGGGUGCCCAAGUUUAAAGGUAUAUGCAGAGCUGUUCACAAGUUUUGAGAUUGUGUAUCCUAUAGUGUCCCACUAUAGCCAGCAAAUUACUAUUGUCAUUGAGCAAAGAAUCAUUGAAAGUGGAUGUAAAGUAUCAUGUCCGGGUUGAUUGAAGGUCUUCCUGAUGCCGUUGCCCUAAGGUGCCUUGCAUGGGUUCCCUUCUACCUACAUCCCAGGUUGGAGCUUGUUUCCCGCUCCUGGCGAGAUGCCAUUCGUGGUCCUGAAUUAUUUAAAGCUCGACAGGAGGUUGGUUCAUCAGAGGAUCUACUAUGUGUAUGCGCUUUUGACCCUGAAAAUUUAUGGCAACUCUAUGACCCUCGUAAGGAUCUUUGGAUUAGCCUUCCUGUUCUCCCCUCAAGAAUCAGGCACCUUGCCCACUUUGGUGCAGUCUCCACUGCAGGAAAGCUAUUUGUACUUGGUGGUGGCAGUGAUGCUGUUGAUCCAUUGACGGGUGAUCAAGAUGGGAGUUUUGCAACCAAUGAAGUCUGGUCUUAUGACCCCAUAAUUCGGCAGUGGGCCCCACGGGCUCCUAUGCUUGUACCCCGAGCCAUGUUUGCGUGUUGCGUGUUAGAUGGAAAAAUCGUUGUUGCAGGUGGUUUUACCAGUUGCCGGAAAUCAAUUUCUCAAGCAGAAAUCUAUGAUCCCGAGAAGGAUGCCUGGGUUUCAAUACCUGAUCUCCACCGCACUCACAAUUCAGCUUGCUCAGGAGUCGUACUUGAUGGAAAGGUGCAUGUCUUGCACAAGGGUUUGACUACUGUUCAAAUCUUGGACAAGGUUGGCCCUGGGUGGAGAGUCGAGGACUAUGGUUGGCUCCAGGGUCCAAUGGCAAUUGUUCAGGGGGCACUCUAUGUAAUGAGCCAUGGAAUCAUUUUCAAGCAGGAGAGAGAACUGAAGAAGAUGGUGGUAUCGGCAUCAGAGUUCCGAAGGAGAAUUGGGUUUGCAAUGACUGGGUUGAGGGAUGAGAUAUAUGUGAUUGGAGGCGUGAUCGGGCCUGAUAGGUGGAACUGGGACAUCAAGCCAUUGUCUGAUGUUGAUGUUCUGACCAUCGGAAGUGAGAGACCAGCUUGGCGUCAAGUGUCUCCAAUGUCCCGGUGCAGAGGAACUAUUUUUGGGUGUACUCAGCUGAGAAUUUAGGUCUCCAGACUGGUUUUUGUUGUUGCUUUGUUGUGAUUGAGGCACUAGAGUUUGAGAAGAAGCAAAAAAAAAAAAAUCCAGCUUUCUGCCAGCUACCUACCUUUCUUUUGUUUGUAAACCAACCUUGGCCUUGUUUUUUACUCAUGAUCUUUUCUUUGUAGGGCUUGAAGCAUCGGCUGGCUUAGCAGGCAUUGAAUAUGAGCUUUUACAUGAAAAUUAUGAAAUGUUGUUAGCAUGAACAGAGAACAAAUUCUCUCUUUUAUUACUUCACUUCAAUUUCCCUUGUAUCUUUCAGCUUCCUUGUUUAGUAGUAGUCUUCUCUUCUGCUCUGCAUGGUUGGAGUGAGAAGGAUUAAAAUCCCAUGACUAACUGUUUUAAGAUCCGGAGUCUUAUCCGGGAGAUGUUUUGUUCUCGUCUAAUGUCGUCUUAGAACAUCUGCGUUAUCUUUUGUUUGCGUUCGAUAAAGUUGGCUUUCCUACUA
Vitis riparia (riverbank grape) is the source of this 1972-nucleotide messenger RNA. RefSeq names its product F-box/kelch-repeat protein SKIP30. The transcript is spliced from 4 exons. The coding region runs from base 454 to 1491 and encodes 345 amino acids. Gene Ontology annotation, molecular function: protein binding. Lineage: Eukaryota; Viridiplantae; Streptophyta; Magnoliopsida; Vitales; Vitaceae. The record is from RefSeq and is a predicted model, not a curated record.